This is a messenger RNA of Arvicola amphibius (Eurasian water vole), 4843 nucleotides long. It is a transcript of the gene Stx1b, whose product is annotated as syntaxin 1B. Bases 2405 to 3187 code for a protein of 260 amino acids. The transcript is spliced from 10 exons. The record is from RefSeq and is a predicted model, not a curated record. Lineage: Eukaryota; Metazoa; Chordata; Mammalia; Rodentia; Cricetidae. Gene Ontology annotation, molecular function: SNAP receptor activity; SNARE binding. Gene Ontology annotation, biological process: intracellular protein transport; vesicle fusion; exocytic insertion of neurotransmitter receptor to postsynaptic membrane. Gene Ontology annotation, cellular component: endomembrane system; plasma membrane; SNARE complex.
GUGACCUGCUGUUUCUCCAACUCCCGGACUUUACUCUCCAGUUUGGCCAUAGUUUGCCGAAUUGUCUGGACCUAGGGAGGAUCAACAAGGGAACUGAAGACAUAAGUGGUACUGUAAUCCUCCCUACUCCUCGGUCCCCCGGACCCUUACCUUCUGGAAGAACUCGUCAUCCGGGCUGCCCAGCCGGGCGGUACCUGGGUGCACCACCAGCGCGACUCGAACCUCAUCUUCAUCGUCCGAGCUGUUGUCCCCCUGCCAGGGCCGGAGUCAUUGGCACCGUUUGCCUGCUGCGGUUCUCGUCCCGCAGGAGCCAUGGGCUUCCGGGAUUUUCCUUCCUGGCCAUCAGCCACCCCUCCCGGACCCCAAACCAGGAGUCCUCAAUCCAGGCGCGCCCGCCCGGCCCCAGCUUCUCAUUCCAGCACUGCCCUCCCGGCCCCAGUUUCUCACCUGCCUCAGCUCAUGGGUCCUGUCGCGCAUGGUGGCCGGAGCGCCCCGUCCCCGGACCUGAGCCCUGAGGGCCUCAAGGUUCUAAGUUUGGAAGUCCUGCACCUCUCUCUCACACUUGACACUCCCUUCCUCACCCUGCGAACCCCAACACCCCCACGAGCCUCCAAAGGCCCCGCCCCUUUCACCAUCCACAGCCGCCGGGAGGAACCCGACCAUAGGACCCCCAAAGUUCUACAGGUUGGAAUUCCCUUCUCUUCCCCCCAUCCUGCUCCCGCAGCUGCGGCCCCGCCCCUCGGUGGAUGAUUCCGAGCAUGCGCACGAGGUCCUGUCUCUUCCUCGCUAGAGGGAAAGGCGGAGGUCGGAAACAGCCGCAGCCGAACGGAAGCCAGGCUGCCUGGAUCGAGAGCCCGCCCCCCUUCACCGGAACAUCUCAUAUUAGAACUGAAAUCUAGUUGCCCAAAGGGUUGGGAAUGCGUCAUUUGCACGCAGUCUGAGAGCCUCGUAUCUCACAUCACCCCAUGGCGCCCCCUCAUCACGUGACAGACCAGGCCCAGCUCCGCGGGCUGCUCUCCCGACAGCCAGUCACGUGUUCCGGCGCUGUCAGCGAUGUCUCGGACUUCAGUCUCGCGACGUCCCCGACACCCCUGUGCCUGAGCUGUACCCCUAAAGCUUCUUGGAGGUGGGGAGGGGUACACUUCUCACUCUCCGCCACCUACCGAGGAUAUCCUUGUAGAAAUCACUUUUUGUUUUCAUCUUGGGUCCUAGGGCGUGGGCAAACCGCAGACUUAACAUUUGGGGGCUGUCAGUAUCAUGGGACCUUGAGAGUCAGAAAAUAAUGAGAUCCGACUCUACCGUGUCACAAGAUUGCAGGGUUUUUGUAGGCAGAGAAUCUGGGGGUGGGAAGUGACCUCUGCCAAGGUGGAGCUCCCCACACACACACUGCGUCCUCCUGGCACAGCCUCUGACAGGUGGGCGGCCUACGCCCUGCAUGAUCACUGCAGUCCCGCUGAGCUCACCACCGGCAUAGCAGCUAGGACCUAGAGAAAUGGAUUGUUACCUCCGCAGCCCUGCCUGCCUUACAAAUGAAGAUCGAGCAUGACUUGCUCUUCUUUCACGGACUCCCCAGCACCAGAUUCGGCGCUUGGCAUAUAAUAGACCCUCACAGAAGACUUGAUCCGAGUAUGAGCCUUUCAUGUGUCUGAAAUUAAAGCCCGUGGCUUCCUGAUCUUUAGGUUUCUCUCACUGUGCCAUUUUCCCAGUUUUGUCUCUCUGGACAUACGUUCACAUGACAUAUUUAUUGGGUACACACUAUGGAACAAAUACUGUUUUAGGGGCCAAUGACACAUCAGGGACCAACAGACCAAAACCCCAUGCACUUGUGGGGCGUCUGUUGUCUAUAAGCCCCCCAACGUCCCUCAGCAGGUGUCAGCACAGCCAAAAAGAAGAAUUAGAUUUCCUGAGAGGAGGUUCAACAAAGGAAGCAACAGUGUGUCCCCCUCUAGUACAUUCUGGUCAAGAAGCCUAGAUUUCUGAGCCCGAGUUGCUAUGGACUUUUGGAGAGUCAUAUUAUGUCUCUGGGCCUUGAUCGUCCAUCUCUGUACUACAGGUGACUGCAUAUGAUGGGGAGUUCAUCAAGACUGGAAAAUGGCAAGUGCCCUCCAAUCCCAUGCGUGGGUCCUGUGCUCUGAUCCUUUUCCCUUUAGAACAUGGCUUGCCUGGAGCUGGAGCUGGGAAUGAGGGAGCAAGGACAAUAUGGCCCCAACCACCCGCAGAGGGAAUGCAGAGUUGGUGGAUUUCUCAAGAGGCCCAGCUCUGCCUGGUGUGGUCCCCUGAAGAUGAUGUGGAGAAAACUGACUGCUGGGGGUCUGACUUCAGGGUCUCAUGAUGUUGACAGCCCCCAAAUGCGAAAGACAGCGAUGAUGAAGAGGAGGUGGUCCACGUGGAUCGAGACCACUUUAUGGAUGAGUUCUUUGAACAGGUGGAAGAGAUCCGAGGCUGCAUCGAGAAACUGUCUGAGGAUGUGGAGCAGGUGAAGAAACAGCACAGCGCCAUCCUCGCUGCCCCCAACCCGGAUGAGAAGACCAAACAGGAGCUGGAGGACCUCACAGCAGACAUAAAAAAGACCGCAAACAAGGUCCGGUCCAAGUUGAAAGCGAUCGAGCAAAGCAUUGAGCAGGAAGAGGGGCUGAAUCGUUCCUCAGCUGACCUGCGCAUCCGCAAGACUCAGCACUCCACCCUCUCGCGGAAGUUCGUGGAGGUAAUGACCGAGUAUAACGCAACCCAGUCCAAGUACCGGGACCGCUGCAAGGACCGCAUCCAGCGGCAGCUGGAGAUCACUGGCAGGACCACUACCAAUGAAGAGCUGGAAGACAUGUUGGAAAGCGGGAAGCUGGCCAUCUUCACGGACGACAUCAAAAUGGACUCGCAGAUGACAAAGCAGGCACUAAAUGAGAUUGAGACCAGGCACAAUGAGAUCAUCAAACUGGAGACCAGCAUCCGAGAGCUUCACGACAUGUUUGUGGACAUGGCCAUGCUGGUGGAGAGCCAGGGCGAGAUGAUUGACCGCAUCGAAUACAAUGUGGAACAUUCCGUGGACUAUGUGGAACGAGCUGUGUCCGACACCAAGAAAGCUGUGAAAUAUCAGAGCAAGGCGAGGAGGAAGAAAAUCAUGAUCAUCAUUUGCUGUGUGGUGCUGGGGGUGGUCUUGGCGUCAUCUAUUGGGGGGACACUGGGCUUGUAGGCCCCUACCCUUCUCUUCCUUCAGUCCCUCCCCACUCAUCGGGAGCAAUCCCCCCCUCACUCUCCCCUGCUCCAAGCUCACUCCCAAAACAGACCCAGGCAGUUUCAGCUCCUGCCACCCUCACGCACACCCUGGAGUCCCUGGCUCUCACUUUGCCAUGGAUCCCCCCCUCCACCUUGCCGCACAUAGAUAACAGCAGGCGUGAUCACACAUGCACACCAACAUGCAUGCCGCGGGCACAUGCUCAAGACGUGUGGACACCCCAACGUGUAUGUACUUGUGUAGAUGUAUGUAGAUCCCCUGAACCUCUUGCUGCCGCCUCCGUCCUAUGUGGUCUGAACUUCCCUCUCUCCCGUUGCUGUGCAGACUGUGGCCGAGUAGAACACAGCAGCCCGCCAUACCCCAACCUGUCUUCUGUGAACAGACACGUGUAGUGCAGGUGUGUGUGCGUGCGUGCGUGUGUGUGUGUGUGUGUGUGUGAGUGUGCAUAGGUCUGUGGCCAUAUAAUGUGUGUACAUGGAGUUUUCUAAGUGUGAAAACCCAAUGCAAAAGCAAUUCCCCCACUGACCUUCUCUCCUAUCUGCUCCAUCUGGAGUGGGGGGUAUGUGUGAGGGUAAUUCCCAGCCUCCGAGGAUCCAGGGAGGCCCCGAGACCAUGGCACAUGUCUCCUGUGAUGUAGAACUCACAAACUCUCCUGGCUCAGUUACUGCCAGGGGUUCACUUCAUGUCCUGGGGACUCCCCCCACCCGUGUGUGUGUGUGUGUGUGUGUGUGUGUGUGUGUGUGUUGAGCCUUGAGUUCAGGGGAGGCAAAUGGAAGCCUGUGUGUAAAUGAUAAAGAUCCUGACUUAGUUUGUAUGAGUGUGUAUUUUCCCUAAUAGAUGGUGAUGAUGUAAAGGGCUGUGCACAGGUCUCUCUCUCUCUCUCUCUCUCUCUCUCUCUCUCUCUCUCUCUCUCUCUCUCUCUCUCUCUGUGUGUGUGUGUGUGUGUGUGUGUGUGUGUAGUGUAGUGUUGAUAAUCUUCUCUUAGAGCCAUCCAUGCUGUGAAUCAGACACUAGUUUUGAAUGGGUAGAGAUAGCUGUCACUAAGCUACCUGGAAUACAACUGUGUACGUGUGCACCCUCAUGGACUUUCUACAUAACGUGUUUCUGCUUCUGGGCAUCACACGCACACACGUUUCUCUUUAAGUUCAUGCUCCUCAGGUUUGUUUCUCCAGACUUAGUUGCUCCCUCCCUUUCCUCAGAACAGCGGCUCACACUGCUCCAUCAGGAGUGUGCAGGUGCCGUUUCCUCCCUCUCCAGACCAUCUGACGGGAGCACACACCCAGACUCUUACCCUUCUCUUUCUGCCUGACAGCAGUACUGAACCUUGAACAACUAGCACGUCCUAGUGUGUUCACAAAUGCCGAGGCUGAGGAAGUUCCAGAAAGGUGGUCACACACAGGGACUGGGGCCUCACACACAAACCGCGUGGUGCCCAUCCCGGGCCACACCAGUUUGCACACAAACUGUCUCCUGGAAUGAGUGUGGUAGGCCUAAGGAGGUAAGAUGCCAAGGGCUGCUCCAGACAGGCGGGAAACCAUGGCAUUUACCCUUCCUGCCUCUCAAACUCACCUCGAAGCUCUUGUUUGUCCUCACUGCCUCAGCCGAUGCUCUGAA